Molecule: messenger RNA, 1264 nt
Organism: Lolium rigidum
Lineage: Eukaryota; Viridiplantae; Streptophyta; Magnoliopsida; Poales; Poaceae
Product: isoflavone reductase homolog
Exons: 4
Coding region: 27-968 (313 amino acids)
Molecular function (GO): oxidoreductase activity
Source: RefSeq, a predicted model, not a curated record
AUCAAUUUGCAGCUUCUAUCUCAGGCAUGGAGAAGAGCAAGGUUCUUGUAGUUGGUGGCACUGGCUACAUCGGAAGAAGGAUUGUGAAGGCGAGCUUAGCUCAGGGCCACGAGACCUUCGUCCUGAUGAGGCCGGAGAUCGGCCUCGACAUCGACAAGCUCCUUAUGCUGCUGGCGUUCAAGGCGCAAGGAGCACGUCUCGUCGAGGCGUCGCUUGACGACCACCACGCCCUCGUCGCCGCCGUGAAGCAGGUGGACGUGGUGGUGUCGGCCAUGUCCGGGGUUCACUUCCGUAGCCACAACCUCAUGCUGCAGCUCAAGCUGGUGGAGGCUAUCAAAGAAGCUGGGAAUGUCAAGCGUUUCCUACCAUCUGAAUUCGGCAUGGACCCAGCAAGGAUGGGUCACGCCCUUGAACCAGGAAGGAUCACAUUUGAUGAGAAGAUGGAGAUAAGGAGGAGGAUAGAAGAAGCAAACAUUCCCCACACCUACAUUUCAGCGAAUUGUUUUGCUACUUACUUUGCUCCUAACCUGUGUCAAAUGUCUACACUUCUUCCACCCAAAGAGAAAGUUCACAUAUAUGGAGAUGGCAAUGUCAAAGUGGUAUUCAUGGACGAAGAUGACGUCGGGACAUACACAAUCAAGUGCAUUGAUGAUCCACGGGCCUUGAACAAGACAAUAUACCUAAGACCGACAGAGAACAUCCUUAGUCAAAAUGAGUUGAUUGCUAAAUGGGAAAACCUCUCAGGAAAGGUUCUUGAGAAAAUCCCCAUUACAAGUGAUGAAUUCUUGGCGUCAAUGGAAGGUAUGGACCUUGCUAAUCAGGUGGGGGUAGGACAUUACUACCACAUUUUCUAUGAGGGUUGCUUGACAAACUUUGACAUCGAGGAGGAUGGGAAAGAAGAGGCUUCUCUGCUCUACCCAGAAGUUCAAUACACCAGGAUGGACGAGUGCAUGAAACGCUAUCUGUAAACACACAACACGUGGUGCACACCACCUAUGCUCACAUAAAGUUUCAUGCAUAUGUUACUUUCACCGUGUUCAAAUUAUUCAGGUUAUAACCAAGUCAAUAAUUUGUGAUCUACCAUCUAGUGGUUCCUUGGAAGUGUCCUAUAAUUUAGAUUUCUAUUCAAGUUAAGUGAAUACUAUGUUAGUUUGUAAUAGUUACGAAUUAUGUGUCUUGUAACUUUCAAAUUGUGAAAUCUUUAUUGUUGGUUACUCAGUUUGGACUUUUUGUAAUGAGCUUGUAUGUUUUUAUUUGGAUUCUA